AUGUUUGAUACAUUGUAUGACUACGAAGAUUCAAGCAAAAUUACUUUAAAUGAUGUUAUGUUUGUAGCUGCACAACAAAAUGAUGGAGCCAACAAACACAAGAUAUCUUCUCGUGUGCUACAUCAUUUCAAUGUACUUUCAAUUAACACUUUUAAUGAAAGCACACUGUCUAGAAUAUUUUCAAAUAUUCUUCUCAUUGCUCUCAAGCAAAACGGUUUUACACAAGAAGUGUGGCCUACUGUGCAGAAUAUGAUUGCAGCUACCAUUGAUAUAUGGCAAACAGCAAAAUCGUGUCUCUUUGCUACUCCCAAAACACCCCAUUACAUAUUUGAUAUGAUGGACAUCUCAAAAGUCAUGUAUGGUUGUUCUAUGGUAAAAAGGCCUCCUACAGCUGAAAGGAACACAUUUUAUGGAAAACUGUGGAUGCAUGAAGCAUUAAGAGUUUUCUAUGAUAGACUUUCAAAUGGUUUGGACAGAGAGACAAUAUUUGCAAAAAUAUGCAGUGCUAUAACUCAGUACUUCCCUGAACCACCUGAAAUAUUCCUCAAUCAUCUCCCAUCAUUCGAUGGAAUGGUAACUGAAGACCUAGUAAAAGGAUUGUCAUUUGGAAAGUAUUUUAAUAUGCAAGAUGAUGAAGUUUCUCAGUGGUACGAGGAAAUUUUAAACUUUGAUGAUAUCCAAACAACUGCUGAAAGAGUGAUUGAGAAAUAUAAUGAAGAGCAUGAAAUAAAAAUGGAUAUAGUCUUAUUCAGGUCUGCAUUAGAACAUCUCAUCCACCUGUGCCGGAUUAUGGUUACUCCAUGCAGUAACUGUCUUCUUAUUGGAGUUGGAGGCACAUCUCGUCAGACCUUAGUACGUCUUGGUGCUGUCAUAGUUGGUAAUAUUUGUUUUCAACCAACCAUCUCGAAAGAAUAUGGCCUUGGAGAGUGGAGAUCUGACUUGAAAUACUGUUUGGUUGAAAGUGGUGGACACAAUAAAGAAGUAACCCUUAUGUUCAGUGAUUAUCAGAUAAAAUAUGAAGACUUUCUAGAAGACUUAAACUGUCUUGUCAGCACAGGAGAAGUUCCCAAUAUGUUUACAAGAAUUGAAAAACAAGAGAUUUUAGAUUUGUGUGCUAGCUAUGGUUCUCCCUAUCUACCCAGAACGCAUGACAAAAUAAGGGUUUACCACACAGCUUUCGUGAAAUUCGUUGUUAGAGUCCUUAUAACAACAGCUCAUAUCGAUAGAACAUACUCCAUUAAUGACAUUGAUUCCAUUAGACCUCUACAAACCAGUUUGCAAGACAAACUGGAGAAGAGAUUACCUUCAAAGAAUAGCUUAGGAAUAACCGAGGAUGAUGCUAUAAAAUUUCCUAGCGGGCACAACUCUCUACUCUCUAACACUGAAGAUGACUUAAUGCAAAUACUUAGCAGGCACAAUCCUCUAACAAUUGAGGAUGACUCAGUCACAUACCAGGAGCAGGGUGACUUAAUCACAGUUCCUCACUGGCUUGAUGUUAUAGGAUCUACUAAAAAUAAGGCUUUGGGAUGGCAGAGUUCUGAAGAUGAUGUUUAA
Schistocerca serialis cubense is the source of this 1554-nucleotide messenger RNA. Its product is annotated as dynein axonemal heavy chain 12-like. Gene Ontology annotation, cellular component: dynein complex. The coding region runs from base 1 to 1554 and encodes 517 amino acids. Gene Ontology annotation, biological process: microtubule-based movement. NCBI's taxonomy places the organism in Eukaryota, Metazoa, Arthropoda, Insecta, Orthoptera, Acrididae. Gene Ontology annotation, molecular function: dynein light intermediate chain binding; dynein intermediate chain binding; minus-end-directed microtubule motor activity. The transcript is spliced from 11 exons. The record is from RefSeq and is a predicted model, not a curated record.